Molecule: messenger RNA, 2634 nt
Organism: Lizanozyma spartinae
Lineage: Eukaryota; Fungi; Ascomycota; Pichiomycetes; Serinales; Debaryomycetaceae
Exons: 1
Coding region: 1-2634 (877 amino acids)
Biological process (GO): cytoplasmic stress granule assembly
Cellular component (GO): cytoplasmic stress granule
Molecular function (GO): RNA binding
Source: RefSeq, a predicted model, not a curated record
AUGAAGAGUCAAACCCCAAACCACCUUAACAAGCCACCACGGUUUUCUGCUACUUCGACUACUACGAAUGCUACUGGGUCCUCACCUUCCCCGUCCCCCACUCCUCCUGUUGGAAGAGGUAACGGCCACCGUAGAUCAAAUUCAAGAUACGGUAGCAGUGGCAAUACCCCUAAUCCCUCCUCCAAUGGAAAGUCAUCCAAUGGAGAAGAGAAAGUGGCUCUGGUAAAAUUAACAGGCAUUGUUUCAAAAGCUGUGGGUAAGAAGGUUACAGCUACCGUCUCUAGUGGUGCUCGUUAUCAAGGUUUGUUGGUGAGCGCAGAUACUGCAGAUAAUUCUGGUCUAUCAGUUGCUUUAUACAAACCAGUUUUGGUUCAAUCAAGUCCUUUCAAUGACAAAUCAAAUGUUGACACAGCCCUACCAGAAAAAAUGAUUGUAAAACUGUCUGAUUUGGUUGAUCUUGAAAUCUUGAAGUUGGAUAUUCUGGAUUCCACUGUUCCAGACGGUUCUACUCCAAGAAAAGCGCAAACGCAAACUGCAACUCCAGCAUCCAUUCCCGUUUCCAACGCUACACCCUCGUAUCAGAGCCAAACUUCUACUAAGUUCAAAACAGACACCGAUAUUUCUAGAAGCGCAUUUAAAGAACGUGAACUUCAGAGAUGGGUACCUGAUGACCACGAUGUCCUGAUGAACACAAGCCUUUCACUUGAGGACGACUUCAAAUCGAACAAGAACAACUCUGGAUGGGAUCAAUUCAAAGUUAACCAAGAUAAGUUUGGUAUUGAUUCUUCGUUUGAUGAGCAUUUGUACACUACCAAAAUAAAUAAGCUGACUCCUGAAUACCAGGAGAGAUUAGCUAGAGCCUCUAAGAUAGCCAACGAGAUUGAAUCACUGCUGACUUCUGACCGUCAUAUUUUAGAGGAAAGAGGAAUGGUUGUCGAUGAUAGUGGGAUGGAUGAAGAAGAUAAAUACUCUGGUGUUGACAGAAGAGGAGAUGAAUUGAUGGCUGCACUUAGAGGUCCAUUGGGUAACAGCACUCAAAAUGUAUCUGGUAAGCCUGACAUCACACCUCAAGACCAACAGAAGUAUAAUCCGCAUGAAAAGAGGGCUGCAAGAUUCCACAAUGAUCCUGCAAUUGUUCUUAGUAGUGCUACAGGAGGAUCAUUAAAAUCAUCUACACCUCCAAGUCCAGCCACAGUUUCGACCGCUGUCCCAGGUCCAGCUCAACCAAAAGCUCUGGAAUCAUCGUCUCCAAGUGCAGCUGGUACUACUACUACUACGGCCAGCAGCACAUCGGCUUUGAAGAGCAAGCCAACUUCAAUUCCUCCCAAACCACCAGUAGCGCAAUCUACGGAGCAAUUCAGAUUGAACUCCCAAAGCGAAAUCAAUGCUCUUAGAGAAUUUAGUGCAAACUUUAAAAUUCCCCACAAGUUACCUAACGACUUAUUACCAAUAUUAUCCAAGGAUCAAAAGAAGCAGGAAGAGAUAAUCAAGAAACAGAGCGAUUCGCUGCAAGCUCUGACGAAAGACUCGAAAUCUGUGAAGGAAAGCAAACCCACCCCUGGUCCAAAUGGUUCACCAACUAACUCACUUUCUACAACUACGUCAACUACACCUCUUUUAGCACGAAAGAAGUUAGAAAAUACCAAGUCAACUUUCAAUCCUAAAGCAGCUUCUUUUACCCCCGGUAAUGUUGCUAAGCACCCUCUGCUGUCACCAAUUGCUCAAAAAUCCACAUAUCAUAGACCUUCGAAUACCAAUCCAUCUCCCAGGGUAAGCAAUCAAAGGCCAUAUUCUUCAAGUCAAGGAAGUACUGGCACUUCUGGUACUGGCUCCUCAUCCAAAAGGCUGCAUCAUAUUAGUGCUGCAGAUUUCUUUGGUAGCCAAUCAAAAGUUCCAACGAAAGAAAGUCAAGAACAGAAGCUUAAACUUUUCAAUGAUCUGUUUUGCUUUUUUGCAAGCACAAGAAGAAGGUUUAGGGAAGAAAAGAAGGAAGGCCAUGUGACAUAUGAUCGUCCUUAUCAAACUCCACCAACAUGGAAUUCUACAAUCGACAUGAGUCAUGAUCAAGUGUAUCCUAACCCUGAUAGCAUUCCAAAGCAAGCAGUUGGUAUGAUGAUUCCUGAUUCAAGUCCAUUUAUGCCUAAUCCUAUGUUGAAUGGGCCAACAGGAAUGUCUGCUGCUGCGUUUGGUGGGAAUUACGGUGGGCUAAACAGCAAGCUUCCACUUAAUGCACACCAACAACAAUUGGCUUCAAUGGCUGCGUUCCAUCAACUGCAACAACAACAACAAUUCCAAGCUGCCAUGAUUUAUCAGCAACAGCUAGCAGCAGCUGGUGGUGGCAUACCCCCUGGUCAGUCACCUAUGCCCAUGUAUUCCAGUACUGAUCCAUUUUUACCACCUGGGGCUCCCUCCGGGUUCAUUGCACCGCCCGGUAACUUUAUUGGAUCUGGAUCUGGAUCUCCUGUCAACAAUCAUAUGAUUUUGAACAUGGGACAAGGAGGUCCCGGAGGAGGAGGUAACCCCAAUAUUGGAGGAGGACCAGGAUAUCAAGGAGGAAAUUAUGGUCACCAUGGAGGAAGAAGGUACAAUAAUAGUAAUAAUAAUAACGCUGGAGGUAACAAGAGAAGCAACUGA